GGGCAUUGUUCCCUUUGCCUUCCCGAAAAGGGAGAGCGUUAUAAAAAUAUAUUAUUAUGGCGGUAUCCUAAAACUUUGUUCGUAAUUUUUUCAGAGUAAUUCACAGAAUCAGCUUGAAUAAUGGCUAGCGAAGCUAUUUUAAAGUAUUUAGUGGACACGAAUCGUCCGUAUUCGUGUGCUGACGUGACAGUGAAUUUGCGUGGAGCUUACACGAAAACUGUGGUUCAGAAAACUCUGGAUGCUUUGGCGGAAAGUGGUAAAAUCAGAUGUAAAUUGUAUGGUAAACAGAAGGUUUACGCUGUUAUACAAGAAGAUGUCAAGCAAAACGAUGGCGACGUUGAAGAUUACGACAGCCAAUACAAAACUCUGGCUCAAUCUUUGGAAGAUCUCAACAGCAAAGUCAAAACUGCCGAAUCCAAGCUGAAAGUUCUCACGUCUGCCCCUACUACGGCAUCAGCGCGAACCAAAAUCGAUGAGACUACGCUUAAAGUGAACAGUCUAGAGAGUAAAUUGAACAUUCUGAGAAACUCCACUGCAGUCAUAAGUGUUGACGAGAAGAAACGAAUUCUCGAUGAGCAUGAUAAAUUUCUUAGGGAGUAUAGGAAACGCAAAAGAAUAUCCACGGAUAUCUUGGAGGCUGUCCUAGAAGGAUAUCCCAAAUCGAAAAAGGCACUAGUCGAGGAGCUUUGCAUCGAAACCGAUGAGAUGGUCGACUUCAAACUCAUGGCGAAUACCUGAUAACAUAACUAUGCAUAAUAUUAAUAUUUAUUUAAAAAUGUAAUAAAGAAAUGCUUGUGAUAAAUACAACUGUGAACGAAUGAGAUUUUAUUGUCCCAGUAUUGUCUUCGUAUUCUUCGAAUUUAG
Messenger RNA from Chilo suppressalis (striped riceborer), 864 nucleotides. The record is from the annotation of a GenBank genome assembly. Lineage: Eukaryota; Metazoa; Arthropoda; Insecta; Lepidoptera; Crambidae.